Messenger RNA from Lathyrus oleraceus (garden pea), 1472 nucleotides. Its product is annotated as probable isoaspartyl peptidase/L-asparaginase 2. The coding region runs from base 323 to 1294 and encodes 323 amino acids. The transcript is spliced from 4 exons. Gene Ontology annotation, molecular function: hydrolase activity. Lineage: Eukaryota; Viridiplantae; Streptophyta; Magnoliopsida; Fabales; Fabaceae. The record is from RefSeq and is a predicted model, not a curated record.
UAUAAACUUUAUUUUGAUAAUACCGAUAUUGGGGCGCCUCGUCAGAUAGAUACGCCUAGAUUGGGCAAAUAGUUUUGAUUGACCCAUUCCGUAAGGCAGCGAAGAGGGGAAAGCAAUGAAUGCAGGUUGGAUCUUCCUUUUCUUUGUUAAUUAACAACAUUCUUCUGACUCAAAUCCCAAAUCCUCACUCAUUAUUAUUAUUAUAUAAAUAUCAUUCAUUUUCACCUGCCUAUAAAAGAAUCCACCAGGUUCCUUGAGUUUUCAUCACACUCUCACAAACAAAAGACACAAACCCAAAGAAAUCUUAAAACAAAGAAACAAUAUGGUCGGUUGGGCUAUAGCUGUUCACGGCGGCGCUGGUGUCGAUCCUAAUCUCCCACCACAGCGUCAACAAGAAGCCAAACAGCUUCUUACUCAUUGUCUUAACCUUGGCAUCUCCGCUCUCCGUUCCAAUGCCUCCGCUCUCGAUGUCGUUGAACUUGUCGUGAGACAAUUGGAGACAGAUCCAUUGUUCAAUUCUGGCCGUGGAUCUGCUCUCACAGCAAACGGAACGGUGGAGAUGGAGGCUAGUAUCAUGGACGGUACCAAGAGAAGAUGCGGUGCUGUAUCUGGCGUUUCCACCGUGAAAAACCCUAUCUCACUUGCUCGUCUUGUUAUGGAGAAAUCACCUCAUUCAUACCUUGCCUUCUCCGGCGCAGAAGAAUUUGCCCGUCAACAGGGUGUAGAGGUUACAGAAAAUGAAUACUUUAUCACUCCUGAUAAUGUUGGCAUGCUGAAACUUGCAAAAGAAGCCAACACAAUUCUGUUUGACUAUCGAAUUCCGACGGCCGGAAAAUGUGCAGGCCUCGAAAGUCCAGUGAAGAUGAACGGUCUGCCAAUAAGCGUUUAUGCGCCGGAGACGGUCGGAUGCGUGGUGGUUGAUAGUGAAGGAAGGUGUGCUGCCGCCACAUCGACCGGUGGUUUAAUGAACAAAAUGAGUGGUAGAAUCGGUGAUUCACCGCUGAUAGGUGCUGGAACAUAUGCAUGUGAGUUAUGUGGUGUAUCUUGCACUGGUGAAGGUGAAGCUAUCAUACGCAGCACUCUUGCACGUGAAGUUGCGGCAGUUAUGGAGUACAAAGGUUAUAGGCUUCAAGAGGCUGUGGAUUAUGUGAUAAAACAUCGUCUUGACGAAGGAUUUGCUGGUCUUAUUGCUGUAUCUAAUAAGGGUGAAGUUGCUUUUGGCCAUAAUUGUAAUGGAAUGUUUAGGGGUUGUGCUACUCAAAAUGGGUUUAUGGAGGUAGGAAUCUGGGAUUAGACAAAUAAAAAUCUAGGGAAAUUAUAUAAAAUAGUAGUGUUUGAGUUUUCUGGUCUAGGUACCAGUUAUAGUCAUUACUCCUAUGAAUUUUAAUAGUUGCUAGAACUGGCUACAUUUCCUUUUUCUAUGCUGUAGAAUCAUCAUAUUUAUAUAAAUAAAAUACCUAAUGAUUUUAGUA